GGCGUAAUCCUGAAAUCUGAGGGGAUUUAGAGGAGAUUUUGUUCCUUUUUGUUUUAUCUAUGGUACAGAUGUGACCUGUGUCUUGAACCAGGUGUGCUUGGACUUGCCAUGGUCUCCAAAGACAACGCUAACUCUGGCUCUGGUGGCAAGACAACCUGUAUAAAGAAACAAAAGUGUAUGAUGAACAAUUCUCAAAAGGCUGGGAAGCUUUACAGGGAUGCACAGCAGACCAUAUUUCGACCAGAACUGACGUUAGAGGAACAUACAGACCUCCAGAAACACAAUGAUUGCGGAAGAAUGGAAAAGAACGGUAUUACGGAGACGGCUAAUGAACACAGAUGUAUCAUAUGGAGUGUUUCCAAUGUCCAAAAUCUUAAAGAAAUGCAAUAUUUGCACCGUGAGGCUGAGGACAGUCUUAUAGACGCAUCAUUGGACAUUGACAAGUCUUCUCUUAUGGGAUUUAUUGACUCCAGUAACCUGGAGAGCUCUGAGGAUGUUCAGACCGUUCCGUGCAUCCAGGUGGACAUUAGGACAGACGUGGUGUUAAUCGAUGAGGACGAUGAUGAUAUGUCCCUAAGGGAGCGGACAGUGACAGAUGUGUCUACAACGGACGGAAAUGCAGCCGAGCUUGUGUGUGGGAGAAACCAGUCCAUCUCUUCUGGCUCAUCCCACUCUUUGUUUGAAGGGCGGCGCUCAGCCAUGGACACGCCUCAAGAGGUGCAGGAGGCGCCCAAAAAACACAAACAAUCCUGCUGCCUCUGUGUUAUUAUUUGAGGUUUUUCUGAAAAGACUUUAACGGGGACAUGUUCUACACUUUUAAAGCAUUUACCCCCCUUAAGUCUACUUAAAAUGUGUGUCAAGUUUUCUUGUGCAAAAACAUUUUUGUUACAUGAUCAUUUUCAACCUGCUCUUAUAGAUACACGUUACCUAUAUUUAUUCAAAAUAAUUUUUACAUGUUUUUUUUGUACAUAUUGUGGCAGUUUCCUGGUGAAACAAAUCAUGAAGGGCAUCUGCACACUAGGGAAAGCUCAGAUGGAGCAUGGGAAUGCGAAAGGUCUGUUUGAAUCAGAAUCUGCUUUAUUGCCAAGUAUGCUUAAACAUACAAGGAAUUUGUCUCGGUGACAGGAGCUUCCAGUGCACAGCAAUACAAAAACAGCAGCAAUUUUAAUUGUUCAUGAGAUGGAUAGCCUGAGGGAAAAAACUGUUCCUGUUCUGGUUGGUGCUCAGAGCUCUGAAGCGUCGGCCAGAAGGCAACACCUCAAAAAGCUAGUGGGCUGGGUGAGUGGGGUCUAGAGUGAUUUUUCUAGCCUUUUUCCUCACUCUGGAAAUGCACAGUCCUUGACGGGAGAGCAGGGGGCAACCAAUAAUCCUCUCAGCAGUCCGAACUGUCCUUUGUAGUCUUCAGAUGUCUGGUUUCAUAGCUGAACCAAACCAGACAGUAACUGAAGUGCAGAGGACAGACUCAAUGACUGCUCAGUAGAACUGUUUCAGCAGCACCUGUGGCAGGUUGAUCUUCCUCAACUGGCGAAGGAAGUACAACCUCAGCUGGGCCUUUUUCACAAUGGAGUCAAUAUGUGUCUCCCACUUCAGGUCCUGUGAGAUGGUAGUGCCCAGGAACCUGAAUGACUCCACUGCUUCCACAGUGCUGUUCAGAAUGGUGAGCGGGGUCAAUGUUGGGGUGUUCCUCCUAAAGUCCACUAUCAUCUCCACUGUGUUCAGCUUAUUCAGCUCAAGGUUGUUAUGACUGCACCAGACAGCCAGCCGUUCAGCCUCACUUCUGUAGACUCAUUGUCAUCUCGGAAGGUGUGUACCAGAGGGAAGAGGUGAUUCAGUUUGAAAACAAGCUGCAAUCCAGUGACUUAAGAUAGAGAUGGCUAUCUAAAAUAUAUAUUUUCGACAAGCACCGCGUGUAUUCAUUCUUCCACGUUUUUUCGUUUUCACAGUGCAGCAAGUCCAACUUUUCAGAGAUUCUCAUUGAUUCUCAUUUCCGAGAUUCCCACAGAUUAUCAGUUCAUAAACACUCACUUUUCGCCGUCUUCCUAGCACAGUGCUGUCUAAUGACGUCAAAACACUAUUACUAUACAUGUAAUGCACCACAUAAUAUCAUUUUGCUAAAAUGUUGCCAUAGUCGUAUUAUUUUCAUGAGAUCAGGCUCUUAUUAACCAGAAUGUUUUUUGUGAUUGUACCGUAAAGUCAACAUGAAAUGAAAUUAAUAAACCAUUUAAUUUCUGUAAUGUAACACAGU
Xyrauchen texanus (razorback sucker) is the source of this 2245-nucleotide messenger RNA. RefSeq lists its product as uncharacterized. The record is from RefSeq and is a predicted model, not a curated record. NCBI's taxonomy places the organism in Eukaryota, Metazoa, Chordata, Actinopteri, Cypriniformes, Catostomidae. The transcript is spliced from 2 exons. Bases 109 to 774 code for a protein of 221 amino acids.